Tyto alba (common barn owl) is the source of this 609-nucleotide messenger RNA. Its product is annotated as gamma-crystallin B-like. The record is from RefSeq and is a predicted model, not a curated record. NCBI's taxonomy places the organism in Eukaryota, Metazoa, Chordata, Aves, Strigiformes, Tytonidae. Gene Ontology annotation, molecular function: structural constituent of eye lens. Gene Ontology annotation, biological process: lens development in camera-type eye; visual perception.
AUGGACAGAGUUCAGAGCUCAGAUGAGAUGCAGGGUCACAAAUCUGUUCUACAGGACCCAGAAGAGACCUCUGAUCUUCCAUUGAGUCCAGGUCAGCAACUCAUCCAUCCAGCAGACAAGAACCAAGCCCUAAACAGUACACUUACAGUAACAGCAACAAGAUAUCAAGAUGCAGCAUUAGGACUGUGGUGUAUCAAAGCAACCACAGUGUUUGCUCACAGCUCUCAGCUUUCACCUCAGCAAACCAACAGAAACGUGAAAGAGAAGCAGUACUUUUAAAGGGGAGACUAUUCUGACUUUGAGAAGUGGUUCAGUCUCUGCAACUCCAUCAGGUCUUGCCAUGUAAUCCUACAAAAUUCUGUUUCCCACAAGAUUCUGCUCCAUGAAAAAGAGGAGCUCCAAGGUCAAAUGCUGGAGCUCACUGAGGAUUGGCAAUCAGUCCCAGGUUACGUCUGUCUCCCUGAGAUCUUCUUCCUCAAUGUUUUAGGUGGUUCUUGGAUCUCGUAGGAAAUGCCCAACUUUAGGGGCUGACAAUAUUUACUGAAACCCAGGGAAUAUAGAAGAUUCCCUGACUGGGGUGCAGUAAAUGCCAAAAUUAUCUCUUUGUAG